Messenger RNA from Brassica rapa (field mustard), 1684 nucleotides. RefSeq names its product probable protein S-acyltransferase 7. Gene Ontology annotation, cellular component: Golgi apparatus; endoplasmic reticulum. Gene Ontology annotation, molecular function: protein-cysteine S-palmitoyltransferase activity. Gene Ontology annotation, biological process: peptidyl-L-cysteine S-palmitoylation; protein targeting to membrane. The record is from RefSeq and is a predicted model, not a curated record. NCBI's taxonomy places the organism in Eukaryota, Viridiplantae, Streptophyta, Magnoliopsida, Brassicales, Brassicaceae.
AUGUAUGUUGUGCCUCCGCCUGAACGAUCCGGUUCGGGAUCCGACCGUGAUUUAAGGGUUUACCAAACUUGGAAAGGCAGCAAUAUAUUCUUUCUUCAGGGAAGGUUUGUAUUCGGGCCAGACGUAAGAUCAUUGGCCCUGACAAUAUGUCUCAUCGCUGUUCCCGUUACAAUUUUCUGCAUAUUUGUCGCGAGGAAGCUAAUGGAUGACUUCUCUGAUAGCUGGGGAGUAUCUAUAUUAGCUGUUGCCGUUGUCUUCACCAUUUAUGAUUUAAUUCUUCUACUGGUUACAUCCGGAAAAGAUCCAGGAAUCAUCCCGAGAAAUGCUCAUCCUCCAGAGCCUGAAGCUUUUGAAGGCAACAUGGAUGCAGGAGCUGGCCAGACUCCUCAGUUGCGGCUGCCUCGCAUUAAGGAAGUAGAGGUUAAUGGAAUCACAUUUAAGGUCAAGUACUGUGACACUUGCAUGCUCUAUAGACCUCCUCGCUGUUCCCAUUGCUCCAUUUGUAACAACUGCGUUGAAAAGUUUGACCAUCACUGCCCUUGGGUUGGCCAGUGUAUUGGUCUGAGGAACUACCGAUUCUUCUUCAUGUUUGUCUUCUCCACGACACUUCUCUGUAUAUAUGUGCAUGCCUUCUGCUGGGUCUAUAUAAGGAAGAUCACUGAAUCAGAGCAUACAACUAUUUGGAAGGCAAUGCUCAAAACUCCUGCCUCCAUUGUAUUGAUAAUCUACACAUUCAUAUCGAUGUGGUUUGUUGGUGGCUUAACAGCUUUCCAUCUAUAUCUCAUCAGCACAAACCAGACUACAUAUGAGAAUUUCAGAUACAGAUAUGAUAGACGAAGCAACCCACACAACAAGGGAGUGGUUAACAACUUCAAAGAAACGUUUUGCUCAGCAAUCCCUCCUUCAAAGAAUGACUUUAGAGCCUUGGUCCAUCGUGAACCUCCGUUGCCUCCUAGAUCUGUUGCAGGUGGGUUUAUGAGUCCGAACAUGGGUAAAGCCAACGAUGAUAUUGAGAUGGGAAGGAAAGCUGUUUGGGCAGACAUGGGUCCUGCAAUGUCAGAGCAUGGUAACAAUGAACGGUUGCAUGUUAAGGAUGGUGAGUUAGGCGAGCUAUCUCCUGACGUUAGGACAACAGUUGAUGAACAGAGGGAUAGGCCUGGUGUGCAUCCAAGGCGCUCAAGCUGGGGAAGGAAAAGCGGGAGCUGGGAUAUGUCGCCAGAAGUUAUGGCCUUGGCAGGACGAGUAGGAGGAGAACAACACCAGAACCGUGGAGGAAGCAGCAGUGGAAGUGGUUUAGUGACUGAGAACCGGCAUACAUAGUCAGAUACACGGUUUAGCAAGGAAGGAAGACAGAACAGACUCCCCAAGUUGGGUAUGGUGAAUACAGGGUUAGUGGGAAUCUGAAUGGUGUUUUUUUCUUUUGGAUUAUUCAGCUUAAAAUCAGUUUAUUCAAAGCUUAUGGAGGAAAAGAAGCUCCUAAUGUGGAAAGUGUUUGUGUUGGCUUUGUUGUGGUAAGCAAAAAAGGUUGGAUUGGUGUGUUGUUUUACUUGUUUGUAUGAGUGAGCUUCUUCUGUAUUUUUUAGACUCUUUUUUUUUUCUUAGCUAUGUUCACUUCAAACAUUUAACCAGAGAUGUGUUUUGAACUAAAAACAAAAAUAAAUAGAGAAAAAGGGUUUCUCUGUUA